Messenger RNA from Diabrotica balteata, 387 nucleotides. The record is from the annotation of a GenBank genome assembly. NCBI's taxonomy places the organism in Eukaryota, Metazoa, Arthropoda, Insecta, Coleoptera, Chrysomelidae.
AUGAGUAAAUAUAGCAAAAAUAAACCAUUGAGUGAAAAAGACCUGUAUGGAUUGAUAGAGGCUGGACUUUCUGAUGAGGAAGAGUUCUGUGAUGAAGAGACUGAUGAGAUAUUGACGUUUGAAGAUCUCCAGAGAGACGAGGGAAUUAUCGUGUAUUAUGUAAACGGCGAUGAACCUCUUGUUAAAACACCUCAAGGCACUGUACAAGGAUAUUAUAAAAACUCGUUUGGAGAAAGACAGUUCUUAGCUUUUGAAGGAAUUCCAUAUGCAAAACCACCUGUUGGUAAUUUAAGAUUCGCUGUAUCUGUUAUUGUUAAAUCUAAUUAUCCGGGACGUAUCUCUAUAAAGUGGUUCAGAGUGAUUUUAAAGAGUUCGAUAAACAAUUGA